Messenger RNA from Dermacentor andersoni, 2786 nucleotides. RefSeq lists its product as uncharacterized. Lineage: Eukaryota; Metazoa; Arthropoda; Arachnida; Ixodida; Ixodidae. Gene Ontology annotation, molecular function: odorant binding. The record is from RefSeq and is a predicted model, not a curated record.
CGCGAUCAGUGGCCGUGCAUUCGCGAGAGGAGACUGAACCAGCCGGUCGACCCGUUGCCGCUCCUUGUCCGGCGUUGUCCAUAAGUUCGCCUGCUCGGGACCCUCGCAGCAGAAGCAGCAGCAGACGUGCAAGAAACAAUAGCGUCGUCUGCUCUAUCGCUGUCGAUAGUGCCAGACGUCUCGUCAUCGUCUUCUGUUUCUCAGGGAGCGCUCCAGAAGUCGGUCAGGUCUCGGUGCACUUACAGUCAUGCGGGAGCAAGUGUCCCACGUGGUCCUUCUAGUCACGUUCGCCUGGCUUGGCUCGGCUGUGGCCGGACCGAUUGAGAAGCCGGAGAACAGCGACAAGAUCGGCAAGCAAACGAUCCAGGAAUUCUUUACAUCCGACUGGGGAGCAUGCGAGCCUCUGAAGAACCCGCUUGUCAUACCAGAGAUGAGUGAUCCUCAGACCUGGAUUCGGUGUCAGAAGCACCUUCCAGAGCAUCCCAGUGAUAUCGAGGAAUACCUCCCAAGGCUUAGCAGAUGCAUGCUCAAGAGCACUGGAUGGGUUCGAAGCAACGGAAACAUGAACCUGAGCAAAUACCUUCAGUACCUCAGUCUCCUCGGCCUUGACAAUGAGACAAUGGACAGCACGCGGGAAGCCCACAAAGGAUGCAUUUCAAAAGCGUACAAGGAAACGGAUUUCAAAACUCAGGACAAGCUCUACGUGGAAUGCAUUUUCAGGCACUUCACAAAGGUCUGUGGAGCAAACUUUCAGGGAGCAGUGAAGGAAGGUUACAUCGUUGGCAUCACACAAUUGAGCUUCAUGCCAAGGAUGGGCCCGCUGGAAGUAGUAGAUGAAGUCGGCGGCGAUGACGUCGUGGAGACACCGCCUGGUGAAGAACCAGUGCCACGCCCAGUCAACGAAACCUCACCAAUUGAACCGUGAACAAGAAGUGCCUCGUUCGCACAAAUGCGAUGUUAUCGUGUAGAUUAGGCGACUAUGUAUAGUUGUUAGUUUCAGAACCCAGUCGAAUUCUGGAUGUUAUUCUUUUUUCUGACCUUGCAGCGACACUGAAGAGAAACACUACACCAGUUUUGACUGAUCAAGUAUUUUUGUUUUUUCAAAUCCUCAUUUUCCCCUGAUUUCGCAAUACGAAGCUGGUCACUAGAAAAGGAAAUCAGUUCCAGAUUUCACUGCAAUUUCUUUAGCAUUUAACUCUGAAACUCCUACGCCGCUACGUCAGUGUGACGUCAUAGAUUUCCACCUAUUCAAUGUAUUCAAGACGAUGAGCGAAACGUGGACAAGAUGAAAGCAGAUGUUGCCUUGAAAAAGACAAGUCCACUUGUCGAAACGUUGGCUCCUGCUUUCAUCUUGUUCGCGUCUUGCUCAUCGUCUAGAAUUUCCAUCUCCUGCACUCCCCGUGUUCUUUAAAAUUCCAAGCAUUUCAAAGGGCCCUUGCUAAGAUAAGCUUGCAAAGUACAGCUUUCGGCUCCCUUUGAAUACAAUAUAGUCCACUAUUGAUGGUAGCAAAAAAAAAAAUAAAGAAGGAAAAACAUUAUAAGCCGUAGCAGAUGCUGUAAAAAAUGUAUGACGACACACCAAGCUGCUAAAGGAACUUGAAGGCGACGUUACCACUCGCCGAUUAUGUUUCUGCGCAUUUUUCUGGCUUAUCAAGCGGUCUCUCGCGGCAACAGUGGCUUUUUUAGUGUUGUAGAAACGUAAUUUACUAAAACAGCUAAAUUUAAGUUGUUAGUGUCCUUGCAGAAGGGUUUAGAGUGCCGCAUGACGCGGCUAGAAAAAAAAAUGAAGGUAGAAGAAACACUUGCUCCUGAAACGCUUCAAUUAUAUGCAUAUGCAUAGUCGCGUUAUUAUACCACCGCAUACAAACAUUCCAGUAUUCAGCUUCAAAACCUGAGUGCUUCUUUCUUGCACUAUGCACGCGGCGAACGCAAUGUAUAACCACAAAACGAAACGCGUUCAACUUUUUCAAGAGCACAAUAUCAACAUCAUUUUCUUUUUUCUGCGAUCAGUAUUACGAGCGUAGGGGAGCUAUACAGCUAGGUCGAAUGCAUAGUUACUCUCGAAUAUUGCGGAAAUGAACAUUUAGCGGCAUUUCACACGCUUUCAAAUAGUAAGCGCUAGCUCACAGCACCAUAAUAACUUAUGCGUGGUUUCAGGCUAAAGCGUUGUCGUCGUAUCCUGACUGACAACUUGUACAGUUUCAUUUUAACAAAGGCCUUACACUCAGCAGUUCAACAGAGCCAAAUAUAUGGUCUACGUCUUCAAUUUCUUCAUUUGCUUGUCAACCACACAUUAAGGAUAAAUCAUUACGAAUCAACAACCCAUCGCAACUCAUCGCAAAGCAAUAGCCAGCAUUAAACACAGUUUGCUUCCUUCUAAAUAAUCAACAUUGCGCGCUAUGUCUAAGAGCACCGCCGCUUUACGUUCAUUGCAUAAAACACACAAGUAAAUGCAGGCCUUGCCAUUACGUCACCGUAGGGAAGGGCGACAAAGCUUUGUCACGCUUUAUAAGAAACUGUCACGCUGAAAGAAAGCAACAAGCGAUGUUCUUUCUUUAAUUUUUGACGGUUUUAAAACUUCUGCUGUAUUAAGUUCCAGAAAGUUGCCAACAUCACUCAUUAGAAAAGAAAGCAUGCGUCAAAGUUCGUGAUGCCAGAAUUGCGACCGAGUUGAUUUUCAGGCGCCAUACGAUGACGAAGUCGAGAUCACAAAAAAAAAAAAGAAAAGAAAGUGAACACAUUAUGGAGCAAUAUUUUCGUUUCCUUAAUAAAAGGUUUCAGAAUUU